AUGGGACAGCAAUCGGUACACGUACAAGCAUUGUCCAAGUCUACACCCCAUGCACUCUCACCAGCAGAGAGGAGCAGUAGGAGACCACCCGUCCAGACGAAGAUGCGAUCCACUCCGUCAAAGACUCCGACAAAGUUUCCGUCUUCCCCGAAGACGAAGCCAUGCGGGAAAGUGCAAUGGAACUCAAGAUACUUGUCCGGCACAAGGUCAGAGGUGCAACAACUGCCACAAGUGGAACAACUCCGCCAGUGUCUGUUUGGAGGAGAAUGUACUUUUCAGGUUGAUCCAGAUGUUCGACAGGUUGUCAACCCCCUGCGCAAGGUGCCUGUAGCCCUACGCGACAAGCUAAAAAUAGAGUCAGCGCAUAUCAUCACCAAGAACUCACAAGACAUCUUCCAGCAGAAGAUAGACGAAUGCUUUGAAGGAAUGUCCGGAGUUGCUGCCAUUGUUGAUGACAUAUUGGUUUACGGCAGGACCCCACAAGAGCACAAUGACAACCUCAUCAAGGUUGCACCAAAUAUUGCUAACAUCACCAGCCAGUUACGUCAGCUGCUGCUGAAAGACACGGAAUUUAUAUGGGAUACAACACAGGCCCAGGUAUUCCAGAAGGUCAAGGACCUUAUAACCAGAACACCUGGACCUUUGCUUACAUACUUUGACCCGGGAAAACCAGUAGUGUUGGAGACUGACGCAUCUCAGUUUGGGCUCGUAGCAACAUUUUUGCAGGAUGGCAAACCAGUUGCAUUUGCUUCAAAGUCACUAACCCCAGCGGAAAUCAAGCACGCCCAGAUAGAGAAAGAAAUGUUGUCUAUCCUAUUUGGCUGCAAGAAAUUUCUCAAGUACCUAUAUGGUAGGGAAGUCCAGCUACCUGCAGGCAUGGACUUACAUGUGCACACAGUUAUGUCCAGUACAAGGAUGAGCGAUAGAAGAUUAGAGGAAAACAAAUCAGCAACCCCAGCUGACCCACAGAUGAAAAUGCUUCAGAACAUUAUACAUGAUGGUUGGCCUGAAAAACGCAAGAAAUGUCCAUCUGAAGCACUAGAAUAUUGGAACCACGGGGAUGAGAUGACAGAGAUAGAUGGCAUUAUAUUUAAGGGUCACAAGAUAAUCAUACCAAGAGACUUAAGACGUCAGGUGAUGGAAGCUGUACACAUAGGUCACAUGGGUUUUUGA
Molecule: messenger RNA, 1173 nt
Organism: Saccostrea cuccullata (small rock oyster)
Lineage: Eukaryota; Metazoa; Mollusca; Bivalvia; Ostreida; Ostreidae
Exons: 5
Coding region: 1-1173 (390 amino acids)
Source: RefSeq, a predicted model, not a curated record